GCUGCCUGGACGGUGCCGGAGAUGACGGUGGAAGCGGUACAAGUGCUGAUGGCCUUGCAGAAGCGCUUGACGGCGGAUGAGCAGCUCAACCUCGAGCAACUCAGGAGGUUGGCUGCCAUCGCCUCGGAGAGCUUGGUGUCCAGCCUCCUCACUGGUGCUGGCGCCACUGCCCAUGCCAGUGGCACGCUGUUGGCACUCGCCAUACGGGCGGCGCCGAUGUGCGAUUCGCAUCGCAUGGACCAUUUUCAGAUCUUCUUGGAGGUGCUGCAACACCGUAGUCCUGAGUUAGCCAAGGCACAGGGCGCCGCGGCACAAGUGGCUACAGUCUUGGCACAGGCGAUUGCCGCGCUGGCCUCCUCCAAGACGGCCUGUCGUGCGUCCGGUGCAGCGGCCACGACGGGUGCACGGCUGGUGGCGGUGGCGUUCUUGUCGCCGGCCUUGCGAGAGAAAGACGACGCCAUGAGGCUCUUCGUGCGUGGGAUCGUCAGGGGUCGUUAUCGUCAGGUGCGGCAGGACCUUCCCUCCGACCCGCGGCCGCGACCUCCGAUGGAUGGCGACCUCGAGCUCCGCACCGCUCCGCCCGGGACCGCGCGCAGUCCCGCGCUGGGCAGCGGGGACGACGGCGGCGAGGGCACGGAUGAGGAGUCGGAGAGCAGCUGUUCUGGGAGCUCCAGCGCUGAGGUGAAGGAGGCGGACCUCGCAGCACAGACCAUGGGCAGUGACUUCGCACUGCAGCGGGUUCCCAAGCACGCGCGCUAUGGUUGGUUCUCCAUGGCCAUUGAGCAGGUCGCGCAGGGUGGCUGCGUCGUGGUGGUCGUGGUCGGCGCUCAGUUGGGACAUCGGAUGAGUGCCACGGAGGCGCUCGUGGCGGUGGUCUUGGGCAAUGGAUUUCUCGCAGUGAUUUGCAUGGUGGUGGGUGCGAUCGGCUGCCGCGAGGGCUUGACCACCUCGCUCUUGGCGCGUUGGACGGGCUUCGGCGUGGUCGGCUCACAGCUCCUGAGCUUCAUCGUGACGCUCAGCUUAGUGAGUUGGUUCGGAAUCCAGGCGGCCAUCGCCGGAGAAGGCUUGCACACCAUCACCAGCGGCAUCACCAGUUUGCAGCUAUCUUGGCCUUGGACCGCACUCAAUGGUUUUCUGGUGACGUUGGUGGCAGCCUUCGGCUUUCGCUACAUCGUGGGCAUCGCCUGGCUCACUGGCCCGGCCUUUCUGGUGGCCGUCGUGUGGGCCUUGUGGCGCGUGGAGGAAGCACACGCUCCCAGCGAAGACACGCAGCGCAUGUCCGUGGGCGAAGGCACGAACCUGGUGGUGGGCGGCUACAUCGUCGGCUCGGUCAUCGUCAGCGACGCCUUUCGCUUCAGCCGCAGCAAGCGACAGGUGGUGUCUCAAGUGCUUCUGCCGCGAUCCUUGGCGAUUAUCGGCUACAUGUUGGCCGGGGUGCAGAUGGCGCGGAUGUGCGGCACCGACGACGUGAUCCAGAUCAUGAAGCGAACCGUUGGCCUCUGGGCGGUGGUCGUCGUGGUGGCUGGAGAGAUGGUCAUCAACUGCACCAACUUGUACUUCUCGGGCUUGGCCUUGGUGGCCAUUGGAGAUCAGAGCUGCGGCUUUCAACUGAACCGCCCAGUGGUGACGAUGAUCUGUGGAGUGCUGGGAAGUGUCUUCGGCGCUCUGGGUAUCUUGAAGAAGUUCAUCAGCUUCCUCACCGUGCUGGCCGUGGCCUUCCCACCAGUGCCAGGCAUCAUGUGCAGCGAGUACUUUCUGGUGAAAGCCUUCCGUCCAAGCUUGGAGGAGUCGCGCCGUGCGGGUGGCGCUCUACCGAGCUGGGCACCCACGGUGGUGCCCUGGGCGCUGGUGAUAUGGCUCCUGGGAGCGCUGGCGGGGAAGUUUCUUCCCUUGGGCGUUCCAGAGCGAUACAGCGCAGGAGCGCACGAUACAGCGCAGGAGCGCGCCUCAAGGACGGCGCGCGCGCCGCGAACUGGAGAGGUGGCAGCGGAUCACGCCAGUGCGGACCUCUUGCUGAACGCGUUCAUGGGAAGCCUAUCGGUGGUGUUGAGGUCCCGUGGCACGGGAGACGCGAAGGUCACCUGUGUGAAGAUCGUGGCGCGCAUCGUGGAGACGGCGCGCGUGGCCUUGGCGGAGCUGGACGAGGCGAAGGAGAAGCUUCUUUGCCCAGCCUGCCGCGCCUCUCAAGACGCCUGUUCGGCCUGCCAGGAGAACUCUGACAGCCCGUCGGGAGUUCACAGCUGCCGCAGCACUCGAGCGCCGAGCGAUGCCACCUUGGAGGAGGGUUGCGAUGUGUGCCUUUUGCGCUGGGCGGUGCAAGAGAUGGUCCACAGGUACGGCCUCGCGGAAGUUCCUGACUUCGCGCCCUGGCCCGCGCGUUUCUUGUUGCUUGAGACGUGGAAAGAUCCGUACGAGACCGCAGAGGCAGUGCUACUGUGUGCAGAGCGGCAGCUACAGCUGGCGAUGUGGCAGGAGGAAGAGAUGCCGUUCUGUGCGCAAGAACUCCUGCGACAUGGGCAAGAGAUCCUUGCAGGCGCCUCCGCGGCGGUGCGACCGAGCUUUCCCAGCGAGGCGGCUGCCCAGCGUGUGGCCUUGCAGCAACAGCGCGACCACGUCCGACGACAGCGCGCGAGGAUGGCCCGGGCACUGGCAGCACAGCUGAGGUCUCCGCGGGCUCUCUUGAGAGCGACGGCCUUGCGCGCGCUGCAUGCUGCUGGGGAUUGUGUCAAGCUACCCAAAGCAGUCCUUCAAGAGACCAUUGGCAAAGAUCCCAGCGCCUCGGUGCGGUUGGCCGCCUUGGCAUUGCUGGACCAGGUGCGAAGCGGGGACGAAGCGAAGCUGAAUUCGACGAGCUUGGAGAAUACUGCAGUGUUGGGUUAUCCCAAGAACGAAGCGAUUCUUCUGCUCUUCUGCAUACUGCGUCCCUCUUCGGGGCCAGUUGGAGCCAUGGCUGGAGCCAUGGCUGGAGCCAUGGCCAUCCUGGCCUUGCUCGCCCAUGCGGAGACGAGCACCUCGGGCUCCAAAGAUGGGAGGAGGUAUUUCCCGACGCUUCCGAACUUGCCGACGCAACAAUCGACGAUCGGGGCCUGCCAAGCACUGUGCGCGCUGGAGCCGGAAUGCAGGUAUAUCUCUUGGUGGGGUUCCGGGCAUUGCGUCCUCUCCGGCGAGGGUGCGUACAUGGUGCAGGACCUCUAUGCCACUGCGGGGCCGAAGCACUGCACCGAAGUCUUGGCGAGUUGUCGCGAGAGGCCUUCGGCCCGCUUCCCCGGCAUGACGCCCAUCGCUUCGGCGCAGGCGUGGCCCUCGGGAUGGGUGCCCUUCCCCAUGGAGUGUUGGCCGCAAGCGGGUCGUCUUCUGGAAAGGUGCGAGAAACAGCAGGUCCUCCAAAGCCCCGGCGAUGGGGCCUUCAACUGCGACAACCUGGUCCUAACCCCCGUGCCGCUUUACGAGACGUGCCACUCGCACUGCGGGAAGCAGCCCCUUUGCUCCAUCUACGUGGAGAAUGCCACCGGCUGUUUCCUCGGUCGGUCCACCGCCGGCUUCAAUUGCUUCAGCAAGUCGCCCAGGAGACCCAUCCGCGCAGGGCGUUUGCUGCACGGGGAGGUGCGUGUUCUGGUGGAUCUUCGACAAAGCCGAGUCUUAGGACUCACCAAGGUCUUUAAAGAGGAGGACUUGAUCGGCAAUCCACGCUCCGUGGGGGUGGAGGGCUGUCGUGCCUCCUGCUACUCCAGCCUCAACUGCCGCUACUGGCAGUAUCUCCUUGGACAAGGCUGUUGGCUUGAGGAACCUGGCCGAAAUGUUCUGUUUCCGCUGACCGAUGGCAACGUGUAUCGCGACUUCUCGAUCGCCAUUGCGGGAGAGUAUAUUCAGCACUUCUGCCCGGGCUUGGGUUGGACUCCUUCUGAGGAAUGGAUUCUGGUGGCGCAAGACACGGGCUGCGUGAACAGCAGCUCUGUCAAGGAUUUGGGCGAGGCCGGCAUCUUGCAGUGUCAGAAGCUGGCCGCCAGCGAGGGCUGUGCUGGGACAAUCUUCGGCGAUGGCCAGCGGUGCUUCUGCAUGACCAGCGGCCUUUGCGAGCGACGGCACCAGGCGAACUUCCAGCUCUACGAGCGGAAGGACCUCGUGGAGGUGUCGCCCGUGGCCGAGAAUGACGCCUAUCUGCGGAAGGUUCCAGCCGAUGUGCAAGGUGUCCACGUGGAAGUGGCCCUGAAGGGUGUGAGUUACGACUCCGUCGAGGCCUCGACCUCGACGCAGCUGGAGCUGCUGCGGAGCCAACUGGCCGAGGCCGUCGCGGGCGCCACAGGUGCUCGGGCCUCGACGAUUUGGGAUGACUCCGGCCACACCCGGAAGGUCGAUUUGAAGCCUGGCUCCUUCGGGGAGGAGCUUCGAGUGGAGUUCAACAUGGAAAGACCGAGGAGUAGCGACGAGCUCACGCGCAGCCUGGGCUCCCACGAGCUGCAGGAGUCCAUGCGCAAAGCCGUCUACGCGCUCUCGCCUGAGAGCAUCACAGGACCCGUGAAAGCCACCGUGUCCUAUGGCCCGGAGGAUGUGGGUCACGCACCUCUUUGGUGGCUGCCGGCCAUGCUGAUUGGACUUUGUUUCGUCUUGAUGUUGACCUUUGUGUGCAUUCUCAAUGCCAAGGGCAUCCGGAUGGAGCAGACGGCCUGCGAUGCAUCCGUGUGUGAGAACCCCCUGGAUGGACUCUGCGACUCUGGCUCGGAGGACGAGGCCAAGCCGCGGCCCUCGCCGCGAUCCACGGAUCGGAUGCGCAUGUUCCGCCCCUCACAGAUGGCCCGCUCCUCCUAG
Messenger RNA from Durusdinium trenchii, 4806 nucleotides. The record is from the annotation of a GenBank genome assembly. NCBI's taxonomy places the organism in Eukaryota, Dinophyceae, Suessiales, Symbiodiniaceae.